Messenger RNA from Trichobilharzia szidati, 3858 nucleotides. NCBI's taxonomy places the organism in Eukaryota, Metazoa, Platyhelminthes, Trematoda, Strigeidida, Schistosomatidae. The record is from the annotation of a GenBank genome assembly.
AUGCGGCUGCUUAAACCGGUCUGGGUAACCCAUGGAUUUCUUACGAAGGACAAAGCUGUUGGUCGACCAAUAUAUAGUCUUGACAUACAUCCUGAUGGCUCACGUUUAGCUACUGGUGGAGUGAUUGACACAUGCGGAGUUGUCAUUCUGUGGAAUAUGGCACCUAUUCGUUAUCCAUCACUGGAGUCCGAUGAAAACUCUUGUCUCAAGCUUUUUCAAAUGGACAGUCAUCAAGCUUGUGUUAAUUGUGUCCGUUGGUCACCAAAUGGUCGUUGGUUAGCCUCUGCUGGGAUGGAUAAAGUUAUAAUGCUCUGGUCAAAAACAGCUGUUACUUCCCGUCCAAUUCAAGUAUUUGGGUCGAAAGAACCAACAAAGUUUACUGAACAUUGGCGUUGUGUAUCAACACUUCGUGGCCAUAGUGGAGAUAUUAUUGACCUGUCUUGGUCUCAUGACGGUAAUCGGUUGGCUUCAACUAGUGUUGACAACUCAGUGAUUGUAUGGUGUCGUCAAAAACUUCCCAAUGGAGGAGGUUAUGCAAAUAACUCGUUUUGUAUACAAGCAACACUGAGGGGUCAUCAAGGUUUUGUUAAAGGCGUUACUUGGGAUCCAGUUGGGCGUUAUUUAGCCAGCCAAGGAGAUGAUUUAACUGUAAAGAUAUGGCGCACCGCAGAUUGGCAAGAGGAGGCCACUAUUAGUAAACCAUUUGCCAAGGCUAGUGGACAAAGUCAAGUAAUGCGUUUAUCAUGGAGUUUAGAUGGUUCAACUUUGGCUUCACCACAUGCUGUAAAUAAUGGAUUCCCGACUGCUAAACUUAUCGAUCGAAAUAAUUGGACACCAUGUUUAGAUCUUGUUGGACAUCGGAAACAUGUUAUAUGCGCGCGCUAUAAUCCAAAUGUUUUGCGGAAAGAAGAUGGAUCUGGGAAUCCGGGGGCUGUUUGUCUUGCUUUGGGAAGCAAGGAUCGAUCUGUUUCUGUGUGGUCAACAGCUGGUCGUCGCGCUCGAGUUGUUGUUCACGAUCUAUUUACUAAUUCCGUUUGUGAUUUAACAUGGAGUUCUGAUGGUCGUGAAUUGAUGGCUUGUUCACUGGAUGGUUCUGUUUGCUAUAUGGGUUUUACGCAUAAAGAAUUAGGAACUCCAUGGUCUCUUCAAGAAGUAAUUAAACUACAUCACAAAGUAUACGGGCAAAGUUCACUAGACAAAUUUCAUCCUAUUUCAUCGAAUGGUUUAUCAACAGAUCCAACGGAUGAGAAUAAAGAUAAUUCGGGUGUGCUAAAUGAAAGUGAUAUACUACUUGAAACUCCAGAAGCUUUAGCCCUGCAGAAAACACAAGCUGAACUUCGUACUAAGUUGAAAAAUCCACCGACACGAACAAAAGAAGUAAAGUCGCUUCCAAGAGGGCCAUCUCAACAAAUUGAAACUCGGAGUAAAGAUGGUCGCCGAAGAAUAACACCGAAAUUCUUGGGUCAUUUGGACAGUCCUGAUGACGACGGCAAUUCCAAUCCUCAGUUCACAUCACCACAGCCUAGUCGAUCAGAAAGUAAAUCCAGUCUGGAGAUAGUUUCCGAUUCAACUUCAGAUUCAAGUAAAGCGGUGAAAGCCACCACGUCUUCAACGAUAGUAACAACAGCAGCAGCAGCAGCAGUAACAGGCAUGACAAGUGCAACAACGACAAGGACAACAACAACCACAACAGCAACAGCAACAACAAAUACUACUAUUAUUACUACUACUACUAGUAUUAGUAGUACAACUAGUACAACUACACCUAACACUACAAUUCCUAAAACUGUAACAAGCGCUUCGAAUUCAUCAGGUGUUACAGUUGUGGCAGUCAAUGGGACUACUGUUGCUAAUAGUAAUAAAAAUAACAGCAAUAAUAAUAACAAUAAUAGUAAUGUUAAUAAACAACCUACUUCACAAGUUAAUCAUCCCUCUGUGUCAAAGAAUACUACAAUUGAAACAAAACGUGGUGAUGAAACAGUUUCAGUAUCGAAUACUGAUGUAUCAUUAAAUCAAAAAAAUAUUUCCUCGAAAACUGUUCCCAGUGGGCUACAAGCUCCAUCUACAACCACCAUAGCACCACCACCAGCACAACAACAACAGCAACAACCACUCGCGUCGAAAAAGUCAUCAUCGGAAUCUUUAGAACAAGAAAUCGGUAUUGAACAGAAACGUGCUCGUCUUGACACUAAUGAUAGCGAGCCACCAGCUCAAGUAGACAAUGCUAAAUUGAUUAGCGAUGAAUCCGCGAAAGUGAACCCGUCUAGUAAACAGAGGAAACGACGUGUUCGACUUUUUACUGAAGAAGAAAAAUCGCCGAAAUCUGGAGCUGAUGCUACUUCUGCUUCUUCUAAGUCAUCUGCUGUACAGAAUAAUAAAAAGGUGUGCUUUUCACCUGAGUCAUCACCGCAGCAAAAGCCGAAAUCCGUCACUAUAUCUAUUCCAGAACCGACUGAUAAUAUAUCAUCGACCAUACACAGUGCAGUGACCGGUUUUACAAAUCCUCCACCAUUUAUUAUCACUACUCCAGAUCAAUUGGCCAGUGUACCAAAAGUUCAAUUUGUCUGUUCAAACUUAGUCGAUGGACCAAUUGUUGUACAGUUGAUAAACUCCUCGAAUUCUUCUGCUACAUGUAGUGAAGAAGGCACAAAACUGCCCGCCUCAUUGUCAAGAAUAUGUGCUAAUCGUGGUGAUCGUCGUUUAUGGGAACUUGUCUCGUCUGAUCGCCUUACCUCUUAUGCUUAUUCAGAUGAAGUUAUUGUUGUCGGUGAUAGUAAAGGUCGGAUACAAUUAUUGUACAGCACUGGUGGUCGUAUCUGUCCUAAUCUCUUAUUGGAUUCUGUGCAUACCUUAGUAUUGACAAAUGAGACUGCUGAAACUGGCCAGUUAUCCACAUCAUCAUCAUCGUCAUCCGGAAAGUCGACAGAUUCGUCAGGCAGUAAUAAUAAUAAUCAUCUCAGUCGAUUACAUGCAGUUGUCAGUGGUAAUGAACAACAACAACAACGUACAACUCUUCUGCAUAAUGGAGGUCCUAUUGGCGCCACUAAUGCAUUUAAUGGCAAUAAUAACAGUAUCAAUAAAUUCAAUAUGACUCGUAAAUAUCGACUAGCUGCUUUAUGCCGAUCUGGAAGAUUAAUCAUAUGGAAUUUUUCACUGACCAAUUCUGGUUUAGGUUCAGUGUCUAGUAUAUUCAAUGCUACUGUAUUUCCACAAAUACUUGUCGAAGCAAAUAUUAAAGAUAUUUUAAAUGGUGGUCAUAAUUCUCGAUUUAAUUCUUUAUCCUUCGGUCCAAAUGGAUAUCCUGUUGUAUAUUUACAAGAUAAUUCAUCUUACUUAUUCCACAUCGAAAGUCGUAUUUGGAUUGAAUUGUUUGAUGCUUCGGAUACAGCACGUUAUCAGUUUGCUGUGAGCGUUGCACGUGGUUCGCCUCCAGGUCCAUUAUCUGCUUGUCAACAGUUGAGUAAAAUAGUGAAUAGUGGAGUGAAGUUGACCUCUUCCACUGGUUCAAAUUCAAGUCUCAUUUCUGCAUCAUCAAGAAGAAUUUCAAAUCAGAAUUUCCUUGAAUCUCAAACACAACUUGCUCUUGCAUUUGGAUCUUCAAAUGAAUAUCGUUACUGGCUGACAAGAUGGUUCCGUCAGCUUAUUGAGGAUAAUGAAGAAGAACGUGUUCGUCAAAUCAUUCAAGAUCUCAUUGGUCCUGUACCAGUUGCUGGAUUACAAACAAGUUGGCAGCCGGACGUUAAGGGGAUAUCAAAGCAUGUUCUAGCCAAAGAAUUAUUGAGUUUAUUCGCACUGAAUUUGCAUUUACAACGUCUGUACGUGGAACUGAAAGAAAUGCUGAAUGAAGCAACAUCAUAA